This is a messenger RNA of Moneuplotes crassus, 1236 nucleotides long. NCBI's taxonomy places the organism in Eukaryota, Ciliophora, Spirotrichea, Euplotida, Euplotidae. The record is from the annotation of a GenBank genome assembly.
UGAGCAAAUGGAAGGAAUUUAAUCAAAUAUUAAGUUAAAAAUGAAACCAUUUUAUGGAGUCUACCACACAGGUUUCGAUGAGUGGGAACAACAUGAUAGAAUCAUGGCUGAGUAUAUCUGGAUUGAUGGAACUGGCAUCAAUCUUAGGUCUAAGUCCAGAUCUCUUCCUGAUAAGAUCGAAGAACUCUCAGAUCUUCCAGAAUGGAAUUUUGAUGGUUCUUCUACAGAACAAGCUUGCACUGAAGACUCUGAAGUUAUCCUCAAGCCAGUUGCUUACUUCAAUGAUCCAUUCAGAGGAGGAGAAAAUGUACUGGUGCUGUGUGAAACUUAUUCUUGGACUGAUGAGUCUAGAACCAAGCUGAAGCCCUCAAACACCAAUUUUAGACACUUCUCUGAGCCUAUCUUUGAAGAAGCUGAAGAGCAUCACCCUUGGUUCGGAAUAGAACAAGAGUAUUAUUUAAUGGAAUGUUCUAAUGCUUUCACACAAUGGCCUCUUGGGUGGCCGCAAGGAGGGUUCCCUUCUAAGCAGGGACCUUACUACUGCUCUAUUGGAGCUACUACUUGCUAUGGGAGAUCAAUUGUUGAUAUUCACUACAGAGCAUGCUUAGCAGCCGGAGUAAACAUCUCUGGAACCAAUGGAGAAACAAUGCCUGGUCAAUGGGAGUUCCAGAUUGGCCCAUGUGAGGGCAUCUCAAUUGGAGACCAUCUUUGGAUGGCUAGGUAUCUUCUAGGAAGAGUCUCUGAAGAUCUUGGAGUUGCUGUCUCUUUCGAUCCAAAGCCAAUUAAAGGUGAUUGGGCUGGAGCUGGAGGCCAUGUUAAUUUCUCAACCAUUGGCAUGAGACAAGAAGGAGGACUCAAGGAAAUCUACGAAGCUGUAGAGAAAUUAUCAAAGAAGAAGAAAGAGCACCUGGACCUCUACGGGCUUGACAAUGAGAAGAGGCUCACUGGUAAGAACGAAACUUGUGCUCAUGAUGAAUUUACUUGUGGAGUUGGUGACAGGACUGCAUCCAUUAGGAUCCCAACCUCUGUAGAGUCAAGCAAGAUGGGUUACUUAGAAGACCGUAGGCCUGCUUCCAACCUUGACCCAUAUCUUGUUGGAGCCAUCCUUGUAUCAACCUGUGUUAGUGAAGAGAGCAAGCAUGAGAAGCCAAUGUUUGAACACUUUGAAAAGUGGAGAGCUGAGAGGAAAGCUCUGGAAAACUAAGCCUAAUCUUAUCAUUAAUAGUAUCGAAUUAA